CCUCUCUGACUCCUCUUUCUCCCUUUCCCAGACAUCUUUCAGCUAUCAUCGCUUCUCUGUCGUCUUCAACCCAUUUCGCCCGCUAAAAGGAGUGAAAUUUCCGUAUAUUAUUUCUGUCCAAUCUGAAUCAAGCAAAAAAUUCUGAAAUAUUCGAGAGUUAAUUAAGCAAUUUCAGCACUGAUCCCGAUUGAUGGAUUUUGUUCCAUGCGAUCACAAUGCAUCGUCUGCCCAAAAUUUUCGCUAAUAAUAGCUCCGAACGCCGGAGAAGUGACUCGGACUCCGUCUCCGGGGACAGCUCUAGCUCGAGCCGGCGCGCCGCCAGUUCGAAGCCGAGGCUCGAGCGGCGUAACGCUAGGAAGAAUAUCAAAUACGAUUACUCGCUCUCGUCCGCCUCAGCUCCUCCGUCGUCAUCGUCGUCGUCGUACUACACUGCGUCGGAUGAGUCUCUGCGCACGCGGUCCCUCGAUUUGUACGGCGGGAGGCAGAGUUUCAGGGUUCAAGGUAUCGACGGUGAGAUCGAGAUUAUGUGCAAAAACCUAGGUUUUUCGGCUAUUGAUGAUUUCUCUAUAUCGCCUGAGGACUAUGAGGUGAUGAAAGUGAGAUCGUCUUCUGCUCCUGUCGGGUUCAGCCUGGCAAUCGAGGAGGUUAGCGAUGGAGCUGUUGAGGUUGUUGGCUUGUUAAAUCGGGGAAUUGGAGGUAGUGAAAACUUAAUUAGAUGUUCAGGUCCUAGUGGUGAAGUAAUUAGUAAGAAUUCAGAGGGAAUUCGUGAAUGUAGAAAUAGGGGUAAUGUAAUUGGUAUUACAAUGGUGGAUGAUGUGAGGGUAAGUGAUGGCAUUUCAAAUGAUGAUUUGGGUGGUAGAUCGAAUGAACUCCGUGGAAGUGGAAUUAAGGGCGUGAGGCCGCCAUUUCUAGGCCUUCUGGCUCCACCACCAUUUAUGUCAUUACCUGUGGUUGAUCAAGAGUGCUCCACUUGGGAUAUCUUCCGAAAUUUUGGCCCAGACAGUGGACAACUGCAAGCCUUGGAUGAGCAAGGUGGUCAGGAUAGGAUUGAGGAUGAGGACCAUGAGGAUCAAAGAAGGAGAAUGGCAAGGGAAGAGAACUUUGUUCUCUCAGCAUCGUGUUCAUUCACCACAAGCUCGAAUGAUGAUGAUUGCUCAAGCACUACAACAGACCCUGUAUCAAGUGUUUCACCAAAUGGGAGAUGUAGACGUGCUAUUUCAAAUUGGCAGAAGGGCGACCUCUUAGGUCGUGGAUCAUUUGGAUCUGUGUAUGAGGGAAUUGCCGAUGAUGGAUUCUUUUUUGCUAUUAAGGAAGUAUCUUUGCUCGAUCAAGGGGGAGAAGGAAGGCAGCGUGUUGCUCAACUUGAACAGGAAAUUGCACUUCUGAGGAAGUUUGAGCAUGAAAAUAUUGUCCAGUAUUAUGGCACAGAGAAGGACGACUCACAUCUCUAUAUAUUUCUUGAGCUUGUUACCAAAGGCUCUCUUUUGAGCCUUUACCAGAAAUAUACCCUCCGAGACUCGGUAGUCUCUUCUUAUACAAGACAGAUUCUUCAUGGUUUAAAAUAUCUGCAUGACCAAGGUGUAGUGCACAGAGACAUCAAGUGUGCAAAUAUACUGGUGGACACUAAUGGAUUGGUGAAACUUGCAGAUUUUGGUCUUGCAAAGGCAACUAAGUUGAAUGAUGUCAAAUCUUGCAAGGGCACUGUAUUCUGGAUGGCUCCUGAGGUUGUUAGGAGCCAGGGCUAUGGGCUUGCAGCAGAUAUAUGGAGUCUUGGGUGCACUGUAUUAGAGAUGCUUACCCGGUGUUUUCCGUACGGGGAUAUGGAAUGUAUUUCAGCGAUGUUUAGGAUAGGAAAGGGCGAGAGACCACCUAUUCCUAGUUCUCUUUCCAGAGAUGCACGAGAUUUCUUACUUAAAUGUCUAAAAGCUGACCCAAGUGUGCGGUCAACAGCGGCCGAGCUCUUGAAUCACCCCUUUGUGAGGCGACCACUUCAAGUGUCAUUGGGAUUGGAUUGAACCAUACAUUGCAUCUCUUGCAGUUUGAAUGUGUGAAUUGGAGUUUCUGCAAUUCAGUGAUUUGCCAAACAUUUUUCUCGCAAGAAUCCAAGAAAGUACUUCUCUGCAUUGUCGACUCAUUGUGCUCCAUUUGGGUGUUUCUUCCCAAGCAGGUCUGGUGUGCAUAGCGGGUGAGUAAACACUAUAUUUUUCUCCUUUCUCUUUAAUAAGGACAGCGCUAUUGAGAUUUCCAAUUUAAUAGAGCUGGGGUUGUAUGGUCCAAACCCCAUAGGCUAGCUAACCCUAUCAGUGUACAUGGUGUUCCUCAUAUUACUUGUAGAAAAUGGUGUAACAAAUUUUUUUGGUUUCUGAUGAAUUUUAUUAGCAGCAGCCUGUAAUUUUCAUUGAAGCGACAGAUGUGAGAAAUGAUCCUUGCUCUUUUCUCAUUUCUUACACAAGACUGCUAUUGUUUUCAGCAAAAUAUGAUCCUAGUGUGUGAUGCCUUUGAAAA
Salvia splendens (bonfire salvia) is the source of this 2505-nucleotide messenger RNA. Its product is annotated as mitogen-activated protein kinase kinase kinase 1. NCBI's taxonomy places the organism in Eukaryota, Viridiplantae, Streptophyta, Magnoliopsida, Lamiales, Lamiaceae. The record is from RefSeq and is a predicted model, not a curated record. Gene Ontology annotation, cellular component: cytoplasm. The transcript is spliced from 8 exons. Gene Ontology annotation, molecular function: MAP kinase kinase kinase activity; ATP binding. Gene Ontology annotation, biological process: MAPK cascade; protein phosphorylation. Bases 216 to 2015 code for a protein of 599 amino acids.